Messenger RNA from Symbiodinium sp. CCMP2456, 1089 nucleotides. Lineage: Eukaryota; Dinophyceae; Suessiales; Symbiodiniaceae. The record is from the annotation of a GenBank genome assembly.
AUGGCCCCGCUCCCCCGCCUCAAGAGCCGAUUCUGCUGCCUUGCCUUGGCUUUUACCGCGAGCAGCCUCCUGUCGCAGAGAGACUCAGAGACGGUCCUCCUGCGUGGUCUCCCCUGGCGGCUCAUCCCACGGCUGUUCCCGAGUGAGCCCACGGAGCCAGGCCGUCUGCAGCCAGCGGUUGCUUCAUCCGGGAGCUCAGAUCGCUUUCUGCUUGCAGGCGUUCCGAGGGAGGAGGUGCGCCGAGUGGCUGAGCUGACUGCAGAAGUGGCGGCGCUUGGAGAGGAGCCUCUAGCGGAUCCCCUGACUUUGCUCCGCUUCCUUAGGGCACGCCACGGCAACGUACCGGCAGCAGCCCACAUGUAUCGCGACACCCUCGCCUGGCGGUCGAGUUUCUGCAUCUCCUCUGUCAUGAAUGCCUUCGGCUCGGGCGGAGAGUACCACCGUGAUGGGGCGCGGGCAACUGAUACCUCGAAAUGGACCUGGGCUCCAAGUCCCAGCACGCCGGAAUCCCGAAUGGCCGCUCGCCACGCUUUCUGGGGCAGAUUGCUGGCCCCAGAUAUGGAGGAGCCUGUAUUGAUCUGGCGCGCCGGAAGCGCGGACUACGAAGGCAUGGUCCGAGAAGGCAUCGUCGACCUGAUGAUCGAAGCAUUCGUGGCCCAUCUUGAGGACGCAUUUCAAGCCGUGCGAGCGUGCUCUUUGAAAAGCAAGAAACUGCUGAAAGCACGGGUCAUUAUCGACUGCAAGGGGUUCGGCUUCGAGAACGUGCGCUACAUCCCAAUCCUCCGGAAGAUCAUUGUCAUGGCCACCUCGUACUUUCCAGAAAUCUCUGCUUCUGUGACCGUGGUGCGUGCGCCCAGCUUCCUAGCCACCUUCUACGGCCUUGUCCGACCACUUCUUCCGAAGAUGCUCCAGGACAAGGUGAGUAUCCUGGGGAACAACUUUGAGAAGGGUCUCUAUGAACGCACUGGUCUGGAGAUGGACAGCUGGCCGACCUUCCUUGGUGGGACUGUCGACUGUGUGGAGGAGGUCCAGCGCGUUCCUCGGAAAGCCUGGAGCUUGCUGAAAUCGGAGAGCCUGGCCUAUGCGUGA